AUGGUUUAUCUUACGCAUCUGGUACCCAAAGCCUCAGCACCGCCUAAAGCCACAGCAAAGCCAAGUCCAGCCGCAAAGCCAGGUCAAGCACAGAAACCAGCUCAUGGCCUAAAGCCAGCUUUAUCCAAGAAAGAGACUAAGCCUCAGAAGAAGGCUGCCACUGACAGGAGAGGUAACAUCAGCGAUGAGGAAUACCCCCCACUCCCACCUUCAAGAGAAAGCUCUCGCACAGGUGUCACACCUGAAAUGAGUGAUAUCGAUAUUAACGAUUACGAUGCUAGUGAUGUUGAAAUACCAGAUGCCGAUCCUGGCAAUGAAUUUCUCUCCUACCCUCGAUGCCCGAGCCAGAUUCUACGAGAUGAUCCGGCUAUCGAGCUCUUCUCCAAUGCAGUUGAAAGUGAGUCCUCAUCCGAUAAUCACUUAUACUUCGGUUCUGCACGACCCAAUGCUCCCCAGCCCGCGCUCCAGCCUCAGCAUCAAAGCGGACCAAGAAGCCAGCCAUUCGCUGAAAGCAGAAAGCGGGCCCACGUCGAAGAUGUUGAGAACUCAGGUCAGGAAUGGAGCCCAGAUUCUACAUCUAUAGUGAGCUCCCCUUCUAAGCGUCUGCGUACCAGUGUGGCGAGCUUACAGACUGAAGCUCAAAUGACUACUGAACCAAACUUGUCUUUUCCGAGACGCGAACUUUCUCCUUGGAGAGGCGCCAGUUCCACUAGUUCCAAUAUCAACACGGAUGGUGACUUAUGCCUCCAGCCUUCGGAUAGCACAAUCAACUCAUAUCGAGAGAAAGGAGCUCAACUAGUCGCUUGGUUAGAAAACCCAAACGAACCACACUGCAAUAUUGCCCCGGCGACCAUAACUCUACAGAAUAUGUUGACCGCCCCGCCAGCAGAUCGUUUCGAAGUCGGCAACAGUUAUCACAAAGAUCUCGGCGAUACUUUGAACGGAGGUGACCUCGAAUCUACGGGGCUUACUACCGAGGAUAACAGGUACCGCUAUACAUCACUCACGAAUAUCGUCACAAAUCCAGAGAUCCUCGAGAUACAUGAAUGUUCAAGAUUAUCUAACAGCUACGCACAUCUAAUCGGACCGGGCCUUAUUGUUGGUCAUUCCAUUUUUAGGUACGAUAACCUUCAGUGGAAUGAAAUCGCCAGGGCUUUAUAUGUCAAUGACCAUGACAUUUCCACUUUGAGGCACGUUCUGUUUACCUGCGUCAUCAAUGAGGAGACUGCACCUUAUGUCAGGCAGAUCCUGUAUCCCAGAUUUGGACGCAGUUUCCACGCUGCAACAUACGAGCCGUGCCUCAAGAUCGAACGUGGCACUCCUGAGUAUGAGGAACUCCUAGGUACAAAGUUGGGAAAAGCAACUGCCAUUCUUCUCAUAUCAUCUCUCCCCCGAGGUACAAGACGUAUCGCUCGAGCAGUCGUUUGGAAUACUUAUUCGACACUUCAGCUAAGAUUUGAGAUUGAACCUAUCCCUGCUAACCCAGAUGAUGAACCAGAAAUUGUACAGAGCUGA
This is a messenger RNA of Penicillium digitatum Pd1, 1515 nucleotides long. RefSeq lists its product as uncharacterized. NCBI's taxonomy places the organism in Eukaryota, Fungi, Ascomycota, Eurotiomycetes, Eurotiales, Aspergillaceae. The record is from RefSeq and is a predicted model, not a curated record.